ACAGAAGAAAUAAGGGACGAAUACUCAAAUGUUUCUGACUGUUUAUCAUUGAAGAAAAGACCCAUCUGAUUUACAGAAGUUAUUUUGUUUUUAUUUUAUCUGAAAAUUAUUACAUAGAAACGUCUUUAUUAUUGUGGUUUUUGAGUCCCAUUGACAUUACUUUUAGUCCACCCCGUUCAGUUUUUGCAGCCAUGUCGGUUCAGGAGCUCUUUGUUGCUUCAGCUCGCACUUGUCUGACUGUAGGUAGAAAGUCUCUCUCAGUUUCUCAGAGUCUGGAUCUUGCUGCUCAGGUCUCCGCCGUUAACGUGGGCUUGAAACCCGCUCUUCUUUACGACAGCAACAGCGCCAGCGCGGCGCAGGUCCAGCGGUACCUGAGCUCCUUGCAGUCUCUCCAGCUCGCCUCUGAAUCCCUCCUCCUGCUGAACCUGAACGGAAACAGCGUCGUCGUCAACGCGGCCGCGGUCGGGUCACAUCUAGAGCAGGCGCUUCACGGCCACGGCGUGGCUGUCGUCGAUGUUCGCCACACGCUGGACGAAGCUGCCGUCACCAACGCUCAGAGGGUAGAGCUGAAGAGCACGAUGGAGGGCUUGCUGCUGCUUCUGGAACGAUUUCAGCAACUCCAAGAGGGAGAGGAAUCCCUCCGUAUUGACGAGGAAUGUGAGGAGUGGAACCUGUGCACGGUUUUUGGCUUUUUGCUGGGUUUCCCCGUCGCCUACUGGUUCGAUCAAACGGAGAGCUUCGAAAACUGCCUGUCCAUGACUCCCCUGACGGUGAUCACGGCCUCAGCCACGUGGCGGGUGGGCGGCGCCGGUCACAGAGCUCGUCUGUAUUCCUUCAGCAUCCCCGCUGCUCUGCAGGAGGAGACGCGGUCCGAGCUGGAGAACUGGAGGCUUCGUCUGCUGGAGAGAUUUGAGCAGCAAACCGUCCUGAAGGAUCUCAGCAUCAGUCAGUCCACAGUCACUCUACCCUCUGUCACUUUGUGAUGCAAAUUAAAAAAAAAAGUCUUUUAAAAGGAAAA
Molecule: messenger RNA, 1018 nt
Organism: Austrofundulus limnaeus
Lineage: Eukaryota; Metazoa; Chordata; Actinopteri; Cyprinodontiformes; Rivulidae
Gene: cunh1orf74
Product: chromosome unknown C1orf74 homolog
Exons: 1
Coding region: 192-983 (263 amino acids)
Source: RefSeq, a predicted model, not a curated record